This is a messenger RNA of Carassius carassius (crucian carp), 952 nucleotides long. RefSeq lists its product as uncharacterized. Bases 49 to 801 code for a protein of 250 amino acids. The record is from RefSeq and is a predicted model, not a curated record. The transcript is spliced from 3 exons. Lineage: Eukaryota; Metazoa; Chordata; Actinopteri; Cypriniformes; Cyprinidae.
ACCAUUGCUGUCUGUUCUUUAGGUGCGUUUGGUGUUGAGACGGAUGAAAUGAAGUCAGUGUCAGUGAUGGAGGGAGGUUCUGUCACUCUACAGACUGAUACUGAAAUAAUAAAAGAUGAUCUGAUUCUGUGGAGAUUCGGAGAUGAAGACUCUCCCAUGGCUGAAGUCAACAGAUCAGCCCAGAUCAUCUCAGUUUCUGAGAGUACCAGAGGAUUCAAGGACAGAUUGCAGUUGGACCACCAGACUGGAUCUCUCACUGUCAGGAACAUCACAACGGACCACUCUGGCAUUUAUAAAGCACAGAUCAUUGGAAAUAAGAUGAUAAGAAAAAUGUUCAAUGUCACAGUUUAUGCUCGUCUGCCUGUUCCUAUCAUUAGCAGAGACUGUUCUUCAUCUUCAUCUUCAUCUUGUUCAGUGGUGAAUGUGAGUCAUGUGACUCUCUCCUGGUACAAAGGAAACAGUUUAUUGUCCAGCAUCAGUGUGUCUGAUCUCAGCAGCAGUGUCUCUUUACAUCUGGAGGUGGAAUAUCAGGAUAACAACAGCUACAGCUGUGUGCUCAACAAUCACAUCAGUAACCAGACUCAACAUCUGGACACUGGUGAACUCUGUCAGAUACAUUCAGACUCUGAAUGUGUCUGCUGUUGUGACACUACUAAAGCUGUGAUCCAAUUGGUCAUCUCUGCUCUGGUGGGUGUGGCUACUGUUGUUGUUCUGGGUUUUGAAAUCACAUCCGGAAAAGCUGAAAAGAAAAGACAGACUCAUACAAAAACAACUCAUACAUCAACUUCAGCCCUACACUGAUUCACUAUUAAAACAAUCAUCUCGAACUCUUUUUUUUUUUUUUACCUUUUUUUUUCAGAUUUUUUUUUAAAUGGUUACAAAGGAAGAAGUGUAUUUUUUAUAUGCACUGUUUAUAAUUUAGGAUUGUCUAUGUUUGUGUAGAAAAUAGCUU